Messenger RNA from Oncorhynchus nerka (sockeye salmon), 3825 nucleotides. RefSeq lists its product as uncharacterized. Gene Ontology annotation, biological process: endocytic recycling; regulation of exocytosis; protein localization to plasma membrane. The coding region runs from base 308 to 3394 and encodes 1028 amino acids. The transcript is spliced from 8 exons. NCBI's taxonomy places the organism in Eukaryota, Metazoa, Chordata, Actinopteri, Salmoniformes, Salmonidae. Gene Ontology annotation, cellular component: synaptic vesicle; plasma membrane; endosome. The record is from RefSeq and is a predicted model, not a curated record. Gene Ontology annotation, molecular function: GTP binding; GTPase activity.
UCUUGGAACCGAAUCACUCUUGCAUCUGCCCCUAGACCUUACGUUGCAAGUUGUUCAUGGAUUCGCUGCUGAACCCAUAACAGAGGAGUUGAAGAAAGAGGAAGAGAGGAGGCAGGAAAGUGAGCAUGCCGAGGUGGAGUCCUCCACAUUUCUCAGCUCUAGGCAGUCAUUAGAUCAAUCCCUUGAGUCAGACACUUUAACCAACACAGAAGAGUUUGAGUCAUUCAAUAACACAAUAAUCCUCCAAAGUGGAGAAGGUGACGAGAAACUUGAACCUGUUGUAAAUGAGUCAGAAUUGCAAGAUGAUAUGAACUCUACUGGUCCAGGCAAUCAGGAAACGUUGCACCAAAGAGAUGAAGAUGAUGACUUUGUUGAUCUGAUAGUUGAGGAAAACAUAGUAAUGGCAAAUAUAACUCAUUUUAGACAACCAGACCAUGUAGAAAGCAUUGAACCUGAACAAAGUGAGGAUAUGACCUGCUUUUUACAAUCAACCCCCUCAGACAGCUCUUUGGGUCAUGACAAAAGUGCUCAAUCAGAAUCCAGGAGAAGAAAGAUGGGUUCAACUCGCAGGAAUCAUAGAGCUAUACAUGAGGAGGAAGAACAUGGAGAGAGUAAGAUGCAUGGAUAUCGUUACCUUUAUGAUGAGGGAGAAGAGGUCAUAUUGGGAAAAGAAAGAAUGUUUGGCAUCGAAGACACUGAGUUUGAAAUAUCUAUGGAGCCUAAAGAUAGAGCCAGUGUAGACGAGAAAGAAGGAGAGCAGAUGGAAAAGGAGAAUUUCCAAACAGAGGAAGACACAGAAAACAUAGAAGAGCCAGGAAGGAGGUUGGAGUGGGACAUGGGAACAGUGGAAGGAUCUGGUGUUGAAACAUCGGAAGAGUCUCUGAUGUUAUUGGAACCGGAGCAUGGAGCAGAUGAGGAGAAGAAAGGAAUGGAAGAAGAAAGUCUGAUUGAACCCACCCCUUUUGAUCAAUACAUCGAUUCAUUUGGUAUUGCAGAUCAAUUAUAUAACCAAGAGAAAGGCAACAGAUUCACUGUAGACUCUGUCAAUACAGAAACUGAGAGCAACAAUGAAGCAAGCAUGGCCCACAUAGUUGACCCAAUAGAGCCCUUCAGUGUUGGACUGGACCAAUCAGGAGACACUUUACUCAGGGAGGAAGAAGUUAGUGAUUUCACACUGCUUGUGAAUAAUUCUGAAGUGAUCAAGUGCAGCCAAAUAGCAUAUGAUUGUGCUCUUACACUAGAGUCAGAUGACACUUUCAGCACUGAUCCCAAAAUCUCUCCUAGUCAACUCAUCCAAACUCCAUGUAUGGAAAUCACUAACCCCUUUCUCAAACCAUUAUUACCGCAGAGUAUUCAGGGGAAUGAGGGUCGUGCAAACACUGACCCCAAUACCACAGGGGGACUGGACACAUCAGAGGUCAUGUUACUCAGCGAGGAGGAAAUGAGUGAUCAUGUGCCGCUUGUAAAUGAAGUGAGUGUCAGUAGCCAAAUGACGUAUGAUGAUAGAACUCUCACAACAGAGCCCUGUCAAACAGAUGAGGCUUUGAGCACUGAUCCCAAUAUCUCUGCUAGUCAACUCAACCAAACUCCAUACUCGGAUGAAAGCCAUAACUCUUUUCCCAAUUCACUCUUACUGCAGAGUGUUCAGGACCAAGGUGAUAACGCAGCAAACAUCAACUCCAAUCAGAGUCCUUCUCCAAGCAGGAGGAGAAAGAUGGGGUCGACUCGUAGGCAUCCUAGAGGUGUACAAAGAGAAGAGGAGGACACAGAGGAGAAACAAGAAGGGGAAAUAGAAAGCACAGAGAUAGAAGACAAGAGAGAAAACAUGGAUGCAGAGGAAGGUUCUUGCAUGGAGUUUGAAAUGUUGAUGGAAUCUAAGGUUGGAGCUGGUAAUGAGAAGAAUGAAGGAGAAGAGAGAAAUGAGGAGACUGUCCUGACUGACCUCAGCUGUUCAUUCAGUACUUCAAAUCAAGAGAGAAGAAACAUGGAGACUGACAAUAUAGAAAGUGAGAGCCAAUCAAUUAUAAAUCAUUCAAUGACAGCAAAACUCAUGCUUCUACGUCAAUCAGAUUUCUCUGAGAUUAGGGAAACUCUUCACAACCCUGAUGUUCCUAAUCUUGAGUCCCACUUGACUGAAGACACACUGAUUUCAACAGAAAAAGUUAGAGAGGUGGAGGAGAUAGAAGUUGAAGUGCAUACAGUCAUGGAGAGCGAGAGCAGCCAAACUGACACAGCUGCUCUUACAGUAGAGGCCCAAGAGUCAGGUGACAUGGUUUGUAUAGACCCUUACAUCUCUGCUAUUCAACAUACCCAAACAGCUGACAUGGAACAAUGUCUGUUAACACAAAGUAAUAGCCCCAGUCUUCCUUCGAAAUCAUCUCUGUCUCUGAGUUCCCAAUCUCACGAGGAUGUUGGUGAAUCCAAAGCUACAGGGAAGAGAAGAAAGAUGGGCUUUACUCAUCGGACACAGGGAGGACUCCACGAGGAUGAGAAGCAGGAGACAGGAGAAAAUAUAACAGAGGCAGAGGUCAGAGCAGAAACCAUUGGAAAUCCAGAAGUCAAUGCUGUUUUGGAAAGAUUUCAAGAGGAGCGCAGGGCUGAAGCUGUCAGUCUGGAGGACCAACAGGAGAUACAGAGCACAGAGAAGGAGACAAUACUCAUAGAGGUGGUUGUCUCAAGCACGGUUUUGAGUGGAAAAGGGUCUGAACCAGUGGCUCCAGCUCCACAGCCAGGCCCUGGGAAUAAAAGAGGUCAAGAAAAGGCAGAGCUUGUGGAGAAGCCACCGGGUACCUUCGGAAGCUCUGGCUCUAGUUCAAACCCCUACAACGUGGUGAUGGUUGGAAACAGCAGUGUGGGAAAAACCUCCUUCAUGAGGCGUUUCCAAAGUGGAGAGUUCUGUCUGCACCACGAUGCAACCAUUGGUAUUGAUACCUGUAUACAGUCUGUGACAGUGGAUGGCAGCCCAGUGACUCUACAGUUAUGGGAUACUGCAGGUCAGGAAAGAUUCCACAGCAUCACCAGACAAGUGUUCCACAAAGCCCAGGGUCUAAUGCUGAUGUAUGACAUCACUUCCUCUCAGAGCUUCUGUGACAUCUGCUACUGGGUCAAUUGCAUUCAGGAGGGGGCUCCAGAUGAUGUCAUCGUUAUACUCCUUGGGAACAAGACUGAUUGUGCUGAACUAGAUCGAGAGGUUCAGACUCAUGAAGGGGAGAACCUUGCAAAGGGGUACGACAUGCACUUUAUGGAGUGUAGUGCUGCAACAGGUGACAAUGUGACUCUGUCUAUGGAAACUCUGGCAAGGAUGCUAAAGCAGCUGGGUGAGCAGACAAGACAAGAAGAGGGAAGCUUGGUGUUGCAGAAAGAACCGCCAAUGAAGAAAUCAGGCUGCUGCUGAUCAAGGUGGAGAAGAUUGGUACAUGUCAUAAUCUGCAGCACAUACACGCACACACGUACGCACCCACGUACGCACACACACAUGCAUUUGUGCCCUAUAGCCCCUUAUGAAAGUAUUUUUAUUUCUAAAUGUUCUAUAUGUAAUAUAGCAGAUUUAAAUGUUAAAAACAUUUGUCAGUGCAUGCCAAAGCAUAUACUGUAGUGGUAGUAAUGUAACGCUUGAGAUGAUUCUCCCUUUUCUACUUCUUUCAAACACUGUUUGUGGGGGGAAAAAAUGUAUUUAUUAGAUUAUGAAGAGAUAUAUAUUCAUAGCAACACUAUUUAUUUACAGUUAGAUAGUGUCAUAUUACAAUUUAUUGUUGGGUUUCUUUUUGCUUGAAAACAUCCACCUAUGCAGUUUAUACAAGCCUAAUAAAUACAUAAUACAUUCAA